AUGUUCAGAAAUCCAAGGGAGAAUUGCGCUCUGCCUGAGACACUGCAAUUGGUGCCCUCUACCGGCCGCGCCCCCUCGCCACCCCGCGUCUCGUCUUACGUCGCUGACAUGGCUGUCAAAACUGCAAUCCCUACAAAUACAUCCAAAUCGAAGACAGCUACGCCACCCGCGAAAAAGAAAAUUACACAAACAACGCUCGUUUCUUCGGACUGGGCCAAGAAGUCAUCUGCAAAUCAUGGUCGGAGGCCGAAACCGCAAACGCCGGCAAAUGGAAACAUUAUGGCCUUCUUCAAGAAGGCAGAAGAUAUCAACAAUCGCAUAUUCCUCCAGGAACGUGGAAGCAAUACGACCGUUGUGUUGGACGGGACAGAAGAGGAUGUUGGCUGGAGCGAUGAUACUGAUACUGGGCAUUACAUGGGUACCCCAGACAGUGGCGAGGAGCGAUACAAUGAGAAUGGUGGCAGCCACAAGAAAAGGAAGACAUAUGAAGAACCUGUAACAACAGUAUUGGCACAGUCCCCGCCUCUUCCACUGCCCGAUGAGAGUGUUCCCUCGGACGGGUCAAAGGCUGUGGAGGUGCCUAAGCAAGCACCCAAAGCACGCAAGAAAUCUGGACCCUUUAUAGACGACUCUGACUCCGACUCCGACGCCUCUGAAGUCGAAGAAUCAGUUGAGCAAAUGCAAAAUGUAUUGGUCAGCAUCAAAUGUGAGGACGCACCCGAAAGCACAAGCCCUGGUAACGCAAACAUCGACGUCGCUGGAACACCCAUUGUUCAUGUACCUCCACUGUUGAAGUCUGAGGGUACAUCGCAAUUUGGCGAUGAAGACUUUGACGAAUUUCAAGACCUUGAAGACGAUGACUCACUUGAAGGCGAAGAAUAUGACGAGCGGCGUUGGAUGAAGGCGCAAAGAGAACUGGAGAUGCAGGAAGCUGGGUUUGAAGGUGAUCCCGACAAGUUUGAUGCGCCGCAAUUGUUCCCUGACUCUGGAACCGAUGUGGUCAUGCUCAAAGAGCCAGCUCAAGAUGCCGGCGAUGCGCCCUCCUGCCCCAUCUGUAGCAGCACCCUUUCCGGUCUUGCUGAGCGAGAGAUAUCCCAACAUGUCAACGCUUGCUUGGAUGGAAGUCCUCUACCGAAAACUCAAGCCAAGAAUGAACGAGAGACAACCCCCACCACUACCAGUAAAGCCUUUAAACGGCCGAUCCGGCCCGCUAAGCCGGCGCAGACAAAUCCAUUUCAGAUCUCAACACUCAGCUCCGAGCCCAAGUCGGCGUUUUCGAAGUUGAUGGCUGGUCAUGCGGAAGAUGCUGCUUGGGCAACUGCCGCUGCUGAGAACAACGCAUCGCGAGGGAAGCCAGCCUUUCAGCGCACCUGCCCUUUCUAUAAGAUCAUGCCUGGAUUCUUCAUCGCCGUUGAUGCAUUCCGUUAUGGAGCAGUGAAGGGUCAGAACGCAUAUUUUCUGAGCCAUUUCCACAGUGAUCACUACAUUGGGCUCACGUCUUCAUGGGCUCACGGCCCCAUCUACUGCAGCAAAGUCACUGGAAAUCUUGUUCGACAGCAACUCCGUGUUGACCCAAAAUGGGUCGUCGAUCUCGACUUCGAGAAGAAGACAGAGGUACCCGGCACACAAGGCGUACAUGUCACGAUGAUAUCAGCAAAUCAUUGCCCGGGCAGUUCAUUGUUCCUUUUUGAAAAGGAAACGGGACAAGGAAAGAUGAUGAAGCUUCAACGCGUGCUACAUUGCGGUGACUUCCGCGCUUGCCAGGCACAUAUUGAACACCCACUGCUCAGACCUGACGUACUAGACGCGGUCAGUGGCAAAAAUCGAAAGCAAAAGCUGGAUGCUUGUUACCUUGACACGACCUAUCUCAAUCCCAAGUACGCUUUUCCACCACAGCAGCAGGUUAUACAGGCUUGCGCAGACAUGUGUGUCAGUCUCAACAAGGUAAAUGCAGACGAAUCAGACGGAUGGGAGCAAAUGAAGCGAGAGCGAGCUGGUCAAGGCAUGGUCAAAUUUGUGCGCAAAGACUCCAACAUAAGAAACCCAGACGAGCCCAAAAGUCCCCAAAGAGGCCGUCUCCUCGUCAUCGUAGGCACCUACAGCAUUGGGAAAGAGCGAAUAUGCACUGGUAUUGCCAAAGCUCUGAAGAGCAAGAUCUACGCUCCUCCCAACAAACAACGAAUCUGCAAGGCCCUCGAAGAUCCGGAACUCGAUGCCCUCCUAACAACAGAUCCAAGAGAUGCGCAGGUGCACAUGACACCUCUUUUUGAGAUCCGUGCCGAGACCCUUGACGACUAUCUGCGUGACUAUGCCGACACCUUCUCCCGCGCCGUCGGUUUUCGGCCCUCUGGCUGGAACUACCGCCCACCAAACAGUCGAUUCACUGAAUCCCCUGCCGUGCAAACAGUCCUGCACUCGCAGAAUUGGAAAAGCAGCUUCUCUAUGAAGGACCUUGCGCCACAACGAGGCAGCACCAGCCGUGCAAGCUGCUUUGGUGUGCCCUAUAGUGAACACAGUAGUUUCAGGGAGCUUUCCAUGUUUUGUUGUGCGCUUAGGAUUGACAAAAUCAUUCCUACAGUCAAUGUGGGGAGUGCGAAGAGUAGGGAAAAGAUGAAGGCUUGGUGUGAGAGGUGGGCUGUGGACAAGAAGAAGAACGGGCUGUUCAAGCUGGGGAAAGAUGGGGAAGGUCAAGCCAUGUCAAGGUUGACCGCCAAACCUGUGCGAUCGUUGCCCCCACCAUUCGAUACAAGUAUGCAUAACGAAGCUGGGGUGAAUAUUCCGUGGCAAUGGCCUCAAGAACGCAGGAACGGCUCGGAGACGAUGUCCGGGAGGAGGGCACGCAUACCACAACUCGAUCUUUGUCUGGCAAUGUGUACUGCCAGGGUAGGCGACGGGUGA
Plenodomus lingam JN3 is the source of this 2898-nucleotide messenger RNA. RefSeq lists its product as uncharacterized. Gene Ontology annotation, biological process: interstrand cross-link repair; double-strand break repair via nonhomologous end joining. Lineage: Eukaryota; Fungi; Ascomycota; Dothideomycetes; Pleosporales; Leptosphaeriaceae. The record is from RefSeq and is a predicted model, not a curated record. Gene Ontology annotation, molecular function: 5'-3' DNA exonuclease activity; damaged DNA binding.